GAAAAUGAAACAUAGAUCGAUGGAGAAUAAUAAUUGCACAUAUAUAAAUUAAUCUCCUAGAGCUAUGGUAAUGAAAAAUUGCAGAUACAUUAGCAAAAGCAAAGCAGUUGAGGAAGGGUAUGGGAAGAGAGAGCUUCAUACAUUUCUGAAGAAAGUAAAUUUUUGAACUAAGACAGAGCCUUCCAUCACAGGUUGAUUAGUUUUCUCUUUGUUGAACUGCUAUAGGAAAAAGGAAGUAUUGUUUGAAUGGCUUCUUCUGCAGCUAGUUACACUGCAGUACCUGAAACAGAACCCCGGAUUGAACACAUAAUUAACAUCAAUCCUAAAGACAUUGAACCUGCACGGCAUGAUGUGUGCUGCAUUUACAAGGUUCCUCCUAAUCUCAAAAAUUUGAAGGUUGAAGCCUAUGCACCACUUUUGAUCUCAAUAGGCCCUUUUCACCACAACAAACCAGAACUAGAGCCAAUGCACAAACAGAAGCAAAGGUAUUUUCUUUCCUUCUGGGAACGUGUCACAAACAAAAAGGCUUUGGCCAAAUACAAAGCCUUCCUCAAUGAAAACAUCGAAGCAACGAUACGCCAAAGGUAUUCAGAGCCGAUUACUAGCUUCAGCAAUGAUCAGUUUGUGGAAAUGAUCCUCUUAGACUCGGUCUUCAUUUUGGAGCUGUUUUUGAGAAAAUCAGAAAAAUCUAAGCAAGAAAAGGAUUACAUGUUCACCACACCAUGGAUUUGCAAGGGUAUACAAAGAGACCUCUUGCUACUUGAAAAUCAACUUCCAAUUUUUGUCUUGGAUGAGUUACAUAGAAGGGUUUGUAAGCAAAAUGGUGUUAGCUUUCUUGAGCUUGCAUUUAACUACUUUGAAGAUUAUUAUCCUUAUCCACACAAAUCAACAACAACAAGUGAUUAUGAUCAAACUAAAGAGAUGGUCAAGAAGAACUUCAAAUCUUGCAACCACUUCACUGAUUUGAUAAGGCUUUUCUACCUCCCAGAAAGGGUUCAUGUCAAGGAGUGGAUGCCAUCAAAACAUUUCACCCCUUGUGGUAAAAAUGAAUGUGUACUUAAGACUGCAGCAAAGUUGAAUGAGGCAGGGGUUAGCUUUGAGAAAUUGCACCACCACAAGUGCUUGUUAGACAUAAAGUUCAAGAUGGUUCCUGUUUUGAGCUGGUUUCUAUGCUUAGGUUGCAUACCAUGCUCUAUGUGUGUCAAAGCUCGUUUGCAAAUUCCUCAAUUGAAAGUGCUCCAAACAACAGAAUGUGUCCUAAGGAACCUCAUUGCCUUGGAGCAGUGUCACUAUUCAGACCAACCUUUCAUAUGCAACUAUGUUUCUCUAAUUGACUCUUUGAUUCACACUCAAGAGGAUGUGGAGUUGUUGGUUGACAAAGAAAUCAUUGUGCAUGAACUUGGCUGCCACAAUGAAUUGGCAACUAUGAUAAAUGGUCUUUGCAAGCAUGUUGUGGUGAAUUGCAAUUAUUAUGGCAAAACAUCAAGGAAACUCAAUGAUCACUACAAUUGUUGUUGGAAACAUUAUAUGGGUAUGUUGAGGUCAGUGUACUUCCGUGACCCUUGGAGACUCAGCUCAACUGUUGUAGGAGUUGUUAUCUUCUUGUUUGCUAUUGUCAACUUUCUUCGAGUUACCAAUUUAUAUCAUCCAAAAGACUGAAUUGUUUGAGUAGUUUUAUUCGACUCCAAUAGAAUUAUCUCAUAUGUAAAAGAUAUAUGUAUUUGAUAUAAAAAUAACUGAACUGUUUGGUGGUGUAAUUUAAUUAAUUAGUUACUUGAUUUCCUUGUAUCAAUGUUCAGCCAGUAAUAAAUCUAGAUGCAUGUCUGGUUAAAGUUUCAUUAA
Molecule: messenger RNA, 1842 nt
Organism: Glycine soja
Lineage: Eukaryota; Viridiplantae; Streptophyta; Magnoliopsida; Fabales; Fabaceae
Product: putative UPF0481 protein At3g02645
Exons: 3
Coding region: 247-1659 (470 amino acids)
Source: RefSeq, a predicted model, not a curated record